This is a messenger RNA of Closterium sp. NIES-65, 759 nucleotides long. NCBI's taxonomy places the organism in Eukaryota, Viridiplantae, Streptophyta, Zygnematophyceae, Desmidiales, Closteriaceae. The record is from the annotation of a GenBank genome assembly.
AUGUCAUAUAAAUCUGACACUUCCUUCUUCCUCCCAUUCCUCUCUUCCCAGUCUAGUAGUAGUAGUAGUAGUAGUAGUAGUAGUAGUAGUAGUAGUAGUAGUAGUAGUAGUAGUAGUAGUAGUAGUAGUAGUAGUAGUAGUAGUAGUAGUAGUACCAUCUUCUCUCGUGACGCUCGCCCCAUUGUGGAGUUUGCAAUUGAGAAUGUCUCGAUAGUGAAGCAGCAGCAGCACACGGUGAGGCAGCAGAGCGACAGGCGACAGGUAGUGCGGCAGCAGCAGAAGCAGAAUGAAGCUGGGGCCACUGGUUUGGGGAAAGCAAGGGGUGCAAAGAGAAAGCCUGAGGAGGGCGAGGCACUUGCUGUUGGUGAUGCUGAGGGCUCUCCAGCAAAGAAGAAGCAGAAGCAGGUGAAUGGAGGGAAGGGGCAAGGUCAGCAAGAAAAGCGGCAGGGGGAGCAGCAAGAGAGGCACGGGAAAGGACCUGGGAAGGACGUGAAGGGGCAUGCGGGUGCAGAGGUGCAAGCAGGCGCUGCAGCAGAGCAGCAGAGUGUUGGUGUGAAGGCACCGGGUGGAGUAGAAUGGGGAGGGGUGAGAGGCAGUGGGAAGGCCGAGUUAAAGAGGAAGCAGAAGGGUGCAGCAGGGAGUGCUGGUGUGUCCCCUGCUGCUGCAGUGAAACCUGUUGCUGCCUCUCCUGCGGCUGCUAUGAAGGCUGCUGCAGCUGCCGUGACUCUUGGUGCUAAAAAUCCAAAGACAGACCCAUAG